Ostertagia ostertagi is the source of this 717-nucleotide messenger RNA. The record is from the annotation of a GenBank genome assembly. Lineage: Eukaryota; Metazoa; Nematoda; Chromadorea; Rhabditida; Trichostrongylidae.
AUGUUUGCAUACAGGCAGUAUCAUGCCCCCUGGUGGUGGUUGAUUGCAGCCGUCAUUAUAUACCUGCAUUUACUGGUGAUCGGUGCCAUACGCAUCCGUUGGAACUUCUUUCUAAAAUCGCUGCAUCACAAUCCGGCAGCGCAUCAGCAGAUAGCACUCACAUUCGACGAUGGUCCUGCCGCAAAAACGCAGGCGAUCCUGGAUAUACUAAAAAGGGAAAACGUACAAGCCGGUUUUUUCAGCAUCGGCAAAAAUGCCCGGUUAUAUCCGGAAACUGUUAAACGAUGGGACGAUGAAGGCCAUCUUGUAGGCAAUCAUAGCUAUAAUCACGGCUUUAACUUCGACUGGCUGCCGGCUGCAAAAAUGGCUGAAGAACUGGAGCAAACAAAUACCACCAUCCUUGAUAUUAUUGGUAAAAAACCCUUAUUGUUCCGGCCGCCAUAUGGGGUCACUAACCCUAACGUUGCUAAAGCCGUAAAAAUGACCGGGAUGAUAUCUAUAGGUUGGAACAUCCGUUCGUUUGAUACCACGGCCAAAGAUCCGGGUCAGUUAUUACAACGUAUUCUCGGCCAGGUGAAAGGAGGAGAUGUGAUCCUGCUGCAUGAUAGUAUGGCCAUUACCUGUGAAAUAUUAACGCCGCUGAUUCAUGCUGCAAGGGAAAAGGGAUAUACAUUUGUGCGUCCUGACAGAUUGUUGGGCAUCCAAGCAUAUGCGUAA